Molecule: messenger RNA, 1662 nt
Organism: Clupea harengus (Atlantic herring)
Lineage: Eukaryota; Metazoa; Chordata; Actinopteri; Clupeiformes; Clupeidae
Gene: drc12
Product: dynein regulatory complex subunit 12 homolog
Source: RefSeq, a predicted model, not a curated record
CAAGGACUGGUACUAAGGUGAGCGUGCAAAGUAGGCAGUGCAAACCAUAAUGCAAGACCGACUGCCAUAAGAAUCAAGCGCAACAAUAAGAUUUAAUCUGCCUGGAAAUGCAAAACCAUAGAAUUCGAAAAUUGCUAUAUGUACGCCUAUACUAAUAGGCAUACUGACAAAGGGCAGGCUAUAGCAUAGGGUAACCUACAUAAGCCAUUUUACAUGUAAAUAGAUCUUAAUGUAUGUCUUUCUUGACCGUUCACUGCAUUUUAUGGCAUUUUUUGCCCAUUCUUUCACCACAGCAGAGACGUUCCAUGUUUUAUUAUAGGGGAGUGCUAGGCUACUUUACACCACCCUAUCCCAUUCAUUCAGAGCGUCUCUUGUCUCCAUAACAACGUUCAGUGCUAGGCAAUGAUGCAAACCUUUAGCAAGACAACAGUGACAUGGCGCUCUCCCAUUGUAGUGUAUAGCUUUUAGAGUCAGGCGAGAAAGCUUGCUCGAGGAGCGAUUGGUUGCCUUCAUACUAGUGGUAACCGAGUUGACUACUUCCUCUGUGCUGGACCUUCAUUAGUUUACCAGUAUGCCACCAAAAAAGAAGGGGAAAGAGAAGAAGAAAAUGAAACAGAACGAUGAAGGUAAUGAACACGAGGAGAAAUACAGGCGGAGCCUUCUGGAUGUGGCCAUUCUUAAGGAACAUCUUGCCCUGAGGACAGACGUGGCUCUACAUGCAAAGGCCUCCAGGGAAGAGCUGAAGAAACAGCUGGGGGAGCUGGAGAGUGAUCUCUCUCAGGAGAGAACCAACAAGAGGGAUAUCACAGCAGAUCUUAACCGGCGGCACAAGAUAAUGCAAACGGAUAUGGAGGCCAAAAUUAGUCAUCUGGAGAUCAAGGUUAUCACUCUUCAGCAGCAACUGGCGCAGUGUCAGGGGGAACUAAGAGACGAGAGGGAAGCUCACACACAGGACACGGAAGAAAAAGAAGCCAUUAUCAGUCGCCUGCAAAGCAAGUUGGACAACAUGGAGUCUGAAUAUGAGAAGAUCCUGCAUGGGAGCCUGGACAGUCUCCUGACGCACCUGACGGAGGCCCGGGGGACCUGGGAGGAGGAGAGUGCCCACAUCCAUCAAGACUUCAAGGACAUCCUCAAGGACUUCGGGCUGAACGCACUUCAGAUAUGAGAAUGCUAGAUGUGAUGGCCACAGUAAUGUAUUUGCAAAUGCUUUUCUCCCAUAUAUUCACAUUGGCAGCAACAUGGCAGCCGUGUGAUAUUACGACUGAAAGGGUGAACUAUUUUUGACAGAUAUCACACAAUAAUAAUAAUAUAAUUUCAUAUAAAUAAUAAACGCAUGUAUUAUUUUUGUGGAGAGAUGUUUUGACUGUUUUAACACUGGUAUUCAGAUUUUAAAAUCUGUUCCCUGUUAAGGAGAUCUGGUUACUCACACACAUACACACACGUUGUUUUCAAUAUAUGAAACUGAGAGAAGAAGAACAACAUCAAAUUGUUCGAGCAACCACAUAUUAUUACUCUCACAGUAGAAAUGAAAACAAGGCGAUAACAUAGUCAUGUUAUAUAAGCCUUAUAAAAGCAUGAUUUGCUAUUAAUAAAAUGUGAUUUACUCUCCCUGUGUGAAUUUUAAGCCCUGUUCCCAUAGGGAAUUCAGAUGCACACUCUUAC